GACGCGACCAUGACUCUGGAGUCCAUGAUGGCCUGUUGCCUGAGCGACGAGGUGAAGGAGUCGAAGCGCAUCAACGCCGAGAUCGAGAAGCAGCUGCGGAGGGACAAGCGCGACGCUCGCCGCGAGCUGAAGCUGCUGCUGCUGGGCACUGGGGAGAGUGGGAAAAGCACGUUCAUUAAGCAAAUGCGUAUAAUUCAUGGCUCAGGCUACUCUGAAGAGGACAAAAAAGGCUUCACCAAGCUGGUGUACCAAAACAUCUUCACUGCCAUGCAGUCUAUGAUAAGAGCCAUGGAGACGCUGAAGAUUCUGUACAAAUAUGAACAGAACAAGGCCAAUGCAGUGCUGAUCCGAGAAGUGGAUGUAGAAAAGGUCAUGACAUUUGAGCAGCCAUAUGUAAGUGCAAUUAAAACAUUGUGGAACGACCCUGGAAUACAAGAGUGUUAUGACAGGAGAAGAGAAUAUCAACUUUCUGACUCAGCUAAAUACUAUCUCAGCGAUGUGGAUCGUAUCGCUACCCCAGGAUAUCUACCAACUCAGCAAGAUGUGCUACGGGUUAGAGUCCCUACAACCGGGAUCAUAGAGUACCCCUUUGACCUAGAGAAUAUUAUCUUCAGAAUGGUGGAUGUUGGAGGUCAAAGAUCAGAACGAAGGAAGUGGAUCCAUUGCUUUGAAAAUGUGACUUCCAUCAUGUUUUUAGUAGCACUUAGUGAAUAUGACCAAGUUCUGGUGGAAUCAGAUAAUGAGAACCGGAUGGAAGAGAGUAAAGCUCUCUUUCGAACCAUUAUAACUUAUCCAUGGUUCCAAAACUCUUCUGUUAUCCUCUUUCUCAACAAGAAAGAUUUGUUGGAAGACAAGAUCCUGUAUUCCCACCUUGUUGACUAUUUCCCUGAGUUUGAUGGCCCACAGAGGGAUGCACAGGCAGCCCGUGAGUUCAUCCUCAAGAUGUUUGUGGAUUUAAAUCCCGACAGUGAUAAAAUCAUCUAUUCCCAUUUCACAUGUGCCACAGACACAGAAAACAUCCGUUUCGUCUUUGCAGCUGUCAAGGACACCAUCCUACAGCUCAACCUGAAGGAGUACAAUCUGGUUUGACCUGCUCUGCUCUUGCCCCUUGAGAGGCUUCUUUGUGAAGAAAAGACAAAAAAAUUGAAAUUUUAAAUAUGACAGGAAAAAAAAAAAAAGUUUUAAUUUUUGAUGAUGUAAUGAUUGCAAAUUGUCUGAUCUGUGGAGUGGCAAGUGCUCGGUGUUACCCUGGAGUCUCAUGUCUCUGUCCACAGAGUAGUUGAUUUCAUAUUUUUAACAAAUUGCUUUUAUGUCACAGUUAACGGGGAUAUGCCUCAAUUUCUUCAGCACCUUGCUUACUUCUUAAUUUUUGCCAAGCAGCUAAGGCAGCCUCAUCUUGAUCUUUCCUUUGUUGCUAAGCCACGUUUUUUGUUUUUGGUUUUGGUUUUUUUUUUUUUUUUUUUCCCUUUCAUUCCCAUGGUAUAUGUAGAAAAAAAAAUCCCCAACACUUUCCGGCUGAGAUUGUGAAUUCACUGGACUGUGGGAGUGCAGAAUGCUACUGGUCCCUUUGCCUUGUGCUAUAGGGUGCCUCUGGUAUAAUUUGUUUAUCCUGCUUCCUUCCCCUCCUUCUUUCCCUUCCCCAGGACACGCUCCAUGGUUCACUGUGAUGAAAUGUUGGGGAGGAGCGAUUGCUCUCCAACUGUUGUGCAAAAAAAAAAAACAAAAAGAAAAAGGCAAAACAAACAAAAAGAAGCCAUCACUUUUCCAUUCUUUAUAUGUUCUGAGUAAUUUUUUGUUAUCAAUUAUAAAAGAAACCAACAUACUUUGAACUAGUUUGAAACUUGAAGUCAGUGAGCAGAGGACCAUCCGUUUUCCUUGCACCAUUCCAUGUGGAUUGGCUACCUGGUGAGCAAAAGCCCCUUCCAGCUUCAGCGUGUCAGCUCCUGCCCUUCCUGCCUCCCCCUUCUCCUCAAGUUGGAUUCUUUGGUCUCUUGUUGUUGCUUCCUAGCAAUGUUGGCCUUGCGUUCAACUAUGGUUUUUCUUCAUGUGUUUUAUUGGUUUUAAAAAAAAAAAAAAAAAAAGACAAAAAAAUAAUUUAAAAAAAGGAAAAAAAAAAAAGUACUUCUGGAGUGUGCUGACCAUUGUAUUGUCCUGUACAGAGCCCAGGUCGUUAGAGUCCAGCAGAGAUAAAGUGUGUUAUGCAGCACCCAGUUUUUUAAGAGUAUGGUUUGUGCCAAUGCCCCUUCUUUAGUAGUGCCAGAGACUCUACAAGUGCCAAUGUGGUGGAAAUUAUUUGGUUAUACUUGUAUAUUAUAGGAUCCUGAUUUAAGACAAUUUAAACAUUAUCCUAUUUAAAAAGAAUACUAUAUAAAAUGCUGUUUUUAAACCUUGUCAUUUGCAAUGCAUGUAUUGUUGUGCGUGUUGGGGGGCGGGGAGGGAAGAGGGUAGGGUAAAGGAGUUUCUGAAUAAGAUGCCCAGUGUCAGGAUCUAUUCAGACUCCAAACUGUCUCAUUCCAGUCCAGGAGUGUGAUUGUUUCUUGGAAUGAUCCCACUCUGACUGCUGGGCAACACGCUUAUUACAGAAAUAUCUGAUGGAAAUUGAUUUUCAUAUCUUUCUCCUGAAAUAAACUCUCUGUUUGAAAUUGGAAUAAAUUUUGUUCCUAAAAGCC
Messenger RNA from Cinclus cinclus, 2669 nucleotides. RefSeq names its product G protein subunit alpha 11 (gene GNA11). Gene Ontology annotation, molecular function: G-protein beta/gamma-subunit complex binding; GTPase activity; guanyl nucleotide binding. Gene Ontology annotation, biological process: action potential; adenylate cyclase-modulating G protein-coupled receptor signaling pathway; phospholipase C-activating dopamine receptor signaling pathway. The transcript is spliced from 8 exons. NCBI's taxonomy places the organism in Eukaryota, Metazoa, Chordata, Aves, Passeriformes, Cinclidae. Gene Ontology annotation, cellular component: heterotrimeric G-protein complex. The record is from RefSeq and is a predicted model, not a curated record. The coding region runs from base 10 to 1089 and encodes 359 amino acids.